Megalops cyprinoides (Indo-Pacific tarpon) is the source of this 4898-nucleotide messenger RNA. It is a transcript of the gene slc12a4, whose product is annotated as solute carrier family 12 member 4. The record is from RefSeq and is a predicted model, not a curated record. Gene Ontology annotation, molecular function: potassium:chloride symporter activity. Gene Ontology annotation, cellular component: membrane. Gene Ontology annotation, biological process: chloride ion homeostasis; chemical synaptic transmission; potassium ion homeostasis. The transcript is spliced from 24 exons. Lineage: Eukaryota; Metazoa; Chordata; Actinopteri; Elopiformes; Megalopidae. The coding region runs from base 76 to 3351 and encodes 1091 amino acids.
CUGCCUGUAGCGGGUAGCGCUAGCUGAGCUGUAGCUGGGAGUAGAAGACCUAAACUCCUGCUAGCUGAUGAAAACAUGCCUCAUUUUACUGUUGUACCGGUGGAGGAUAAUGCUCAGUCAAACUAUGACAGCCUAGAAGGAAUCAAUUGGGUGGACUACAGAGAUACAGGGCAAGGUUAUCCUGGACAUACUGAUACAGUGAGCUCUGAUGGUCAUGGGAAUCAUAAAGAAGACAGCCCCUUUCUCAACAAUGCUGAUACCGCUACAAAGAAAAAUGACUUCUACGACAGGAAUCUGGCUCUUUUUGAGGAGGAACUGGACAUCCGGCCCAAAGUGUCCUCUCUUCUCAGCCGGCUGGUCAACUACACGAACAUCACUCAGGGGGCCAAAGAGCACGAGGAGGCUGAAAGCGCAGAGGCGUCCAAGAAGAAGAUACCAAAGUCCCCCAGCAUGGGCACCCUGAUGGGUGUCUACCUGCCUUGUCUACAGAACAUCUUUGGCGUCAUCCUCUUCCUGCGUCUCACCUGGAUUGUGGGCACCGCCGGCAUUGUCCAGUCCUUUCUCAUCGUGCUCAUGUGCUGCUCCUGUACGAUGCUUACAGCCAUAUCUAUGAGUGCUAUCGCCACAAAUGGUGUUGUCCCUGCUGGAGGAGCAUACUUUAUGAUCUCACGCUCUCUGGGCCCAGAGUUUGGGGGAGCUGUGGGACUUUGUUUUUACCUUGGGACCACCUUCGCAGGAGCUAUGUACAUUCUUGGUGCCAUUGAAAUAUUACUGAAAUACAUCAUACCCCAGGCAGCCAUUUUCCACCCCUCUGGUCUGAAUGGAGGUGAUGGUGCCAUGCUGAACAACAUGAGGGUGUACGGCACCAUCUUCCUAAGUCUCAUGGCAUUGGUGGUCUUCGUUGGAGUCAAAUAUGUCAACAAAUUUGCCUCCCUCUUCCUUGCCUGUGUCAUUAUAUCUAUUGUGUCCAUAUAUGCUGGGGCCUUGAAAUCCAUCUUCCAUCCACCAGAAUUUCCGAUAUGCAUGCUGGGAAACAGGACCUUAGUCAGAGACCGUUUUGAUGUCUGUGGAAAAACAGUGGUUGAAGGAAACACAACCAUUCCCAGUAAGCUGUGGGAAAAUUUCUGCAACAUUAGCAGCCAGCAGUGUGACAAGUACUUCACACAGAACAACGUAACAGAGAUCCAGGGCAUCCCCGGCCUGGCCAGUGGGAUAAUCAGAGAGAACAUGUGGGGUGCCUACCUGGAGAAAGGCGAGAUCCUGGAGAAGGAAAGCUUACCUUCUGUGGAUGUUCAUGGUGCUCUGGAGAAUUUGUAUCUAUAUGUGUCAGCUGACAUCACCACCUCCUUCACUGUUCUUGUUGGGAUCUUCUUCCCCUCUGCAACAGGCAUCAUGGCAGGUUCUAACAGAUCUGGAGACCUCAAAGAUGCCCAGAAGUCAAUUCCUGUUGGGACUAUUUUGGCAAUAACAACAACUUCCUUAGUCUAUUUUAGUUCAGUGGUGCUGUUUGGAGCAUGUAUUGAAGGGGUUGUACUGAGAGACAAGUUUGGGGAUGCAGUGAGUAAGAACCUUGUGGUGGGGACGUUGUCCUGGCCAUCCCCCUGGGUCAUUGUCAUCGGGUCGUUCUUUUCCACCGUGGGGGCAGGGCUGCAGUCCUUGACUGGGGCCCCUCGCCUCCUGCAGGCUAUUGCCAAGGACAACAUCAUCCCCUUCCUCAGGGUCUUUGGGCACGGCAAGGCCAAUGGGGAGCCUACAUGGGCACUGCUGCUGACUGCUCUGAUCGCAGAGCUUGGCAUCCUCAUCGCCUCGCUGGACAUGGUGGCCCCCAUUCUGUCCAUGUUUUUCCUCAUGUGUUAUCUGUUUGUGAACCUUGCCUGUGCUGUGCAGACGCUUCUCCGUACUCCAAACUGGAGGCCCCGCUUCAAAUACUAUCACUGGGCCCUGUCCUUCCUGGGUAUGAGUAUGUGCUUGGCGCUGAUGUUCAUCUCCUCAUGGUACUAUGCCAUUGUGGCCAUGGGCAUUGCAGGCAUGAUCUACAAGUACAUUGAAUACCAGGGAGCGGAGAAGGAGUGGGGAGAUGGAAUUCGAGGGUUGUCCCUGAGUGCGGCCCGUUAUGCACUCCUCCGACUGGAGGCUGGACCACCCCACACCAAAAAUUGGAGACCACAGUUGCUGGUGCUGCUGAAGCUUGAUGAAGACUUGCAUGUAAAAUACCCCCGGCUGCUCACAUUCGCCUCCCAGCUGAAGGCUGGCAAAGGCCUGACCAUUGUGGGCUCUGUUAUCCAAGGCAAUUACCUGGACAGCUUUGGGGAGACCCAAGCCUCAGAGCAGGCAAUCAAGAACAUGAUGGAAAUAGAGAAGGUGAAAGGCUUCUGCCAGGUGGUGGUUGCCACCAAGGUGCGAGAAGGCAUCGCCCAUCUCAUUCAGUCCUGUGGCCUGGGGGGCAUGAAGCACAACACUGUGGUCAUGGGCUGGCCAUAUGGCUGGAGACAGAGCGAGGACCCUCGAGCCUGGAAGACCUUCAUCAACACAGUUCGGUGCACCACUGCCGCCCACCUGGCCCUGAUGGUGCCCAAGAAUGUGUCCUUCUACCCAAGUAACCAUGAGCGCUUCACCGAUGGCCACAUCGACGUGUGGUGGAUUGUGCACGAUGGUGGCAUGCUCAUGCUCUUGCCUUUCCUCCUCAAGCAGCAUAAGGUUUGGAGGAAGUGCAAGAUGCGUAUCUUCACUGUGGCCCAGAUGGAUGACAACAGCAUUCAGAUGAAGAAAGAUCUUGCCACGUUCCUGUACCAGCUUCGAAUAGAGGCUGAGGUGGAGGUGGUGGAGAUGCAUGAUAGCGAUAUCUCGGCCUACACGUAUGAGCGAACCCUAAUGAUGGAGCAGAGAUCACAGAUGCUGAGGCAGAUGAGGCUGUCCAGUGCAGAGAGAGACAGAGAGGCUCAGCUGGUGAAGGACAGGCACUCUAUGAUCCGUAUGGGAAGUCUUUACUCUGAUGAAGAGGAGGAAGUGAUGGAGCCAGUGUCGGAGAAGAUCCAGAUGACUUGGACCAAGGACAAGUAUGACGCAGAGAGGAGAAACCGCAACAAUGCCCCAGAAAACUUCAGAGAGCUCAUCAGCAUCAAACCGGACCAGUCCAAUGUGCGACGGAUGCACACAGCAGUGAAGCUGAACGAGGUGAUCGUCAACAGGUCCCACGAUGCCAGGCUGGUGCUCCUAAACAUGCCUGGCCCCCCCAGGAACUCAGAAGGAGACGAGAAUUACAUGGAGUUCCUGGAAGUCCUGACAGAGGGGCUGGAGAGAGUACUGCUGGUAAGAGGAGGCGGCAGAGAGGUCAUCACUAUUUAUUCCUGACUGAACAGCUGCCGCAUAAGAGACAGACAGACAAGACAACGCCCAGACAAGACAACGUCACUCGGCACUGGACUAUCGACUCCUCUGCCAAAAAAGGCAGCACCAGAACCCGCUCUUUAAGUACACAGAAACUUUACUUUGGAUCAUUUAAAUCACCAGUUAUAAAGACGUUUUUGAAGGACCACCACAGAGUAGAAUGUUUCGCAACAGACUUCUGCUAAACACAUUGCCUUCCUCCAUGAAACAUAUCUUUAAAAUGAAAGAACACCAUGUACUUCAGUCAUUAAAAAGAGAACUGAGGCAAUUUUUGGUCCAGCUCCAAAGCUCUCCAAGCAAUAGGUGACCUUAUUGUAUAAAUACUUGUAUAUGUAUAAAUAUACACACAUAUACAUACAAUACAGACAGGUUUAUACGCUGAGUCCUUUAAUUUUUUUUAUUCAGCUAACAAGCAUAAACUGAUAUUUGACUGAAAAUAUUUAUCAGCAUGAAACGUAGCAAGGCACUUGGAGUACUAAGAGAGUCCCCUAUUAGCAAACAAAUUAUAGCAAUGAAAAAUGACUUUUGGAUGGCCUGAACCAUAUAACAAGGACAUGCUCUGCAUAGGUGCCAAUCUCUGUUUUGUUUGUGCUUGUUUUCAAUGAGGGGAAGACAAAAGUUCCUAUUUAUUUUCUUAUUUAUUUGCUCAACCCUCCCAAUGAGGAUACUGUACAAGAUUAUUAGAUUAUAAAUAAGGAACACAAAUUCUGUGGAAUAUCAGUGCUUAUAUCACAGAUGAUGAGUUGCACAUGAAUGUUGGCAAAAUAUGCAGGCAGCUAAACUGACAAAAGAUUCAACGGCUAAGUCAUUUGUGCUUCCGUGUAGUGUAAUUACUUUUAUUUCUGAUUAAGAAGAGUUUUUAAACUUGUAAAAGAUGCCACUGCUCGCUGCUAAUAUUUAUUUGUGCUAACACUGUUCCAACUAUGAAAAGCACAAAGGCUAUUUUCACCAGCAAGAGCAAAAAAACCACACACUGCAUUAUUGUAUUGAAAUGCUGAACUGUUAAAAAGAACAUUUCCAUUAAAUCAAAAACCUAUGAAUUAAGGACACAAAUACUGCCAUGAUAAAAUGACAUUGUACCACACAACAAGAUCGGGUUUAUUGUUUUCUUUAAAAUUUAUUAUAAUCAUUUCAUGCUUUCUGUGUGAAAAUGUCUGUAAAAUACAGUGAAUGUACAAGGCAUGAAUGACAGAUAAAAAUGUAGUUUCACUGGCUGUAUGAUAUGGCAAGUACAACCAACUGAAAUACAUCAAGAAAGGACAGCACAGCAAGGUUUUUUUUAACUGUAAAAUCCACUAAAUUGCUUAAGAGUGUUGUAACAAAUAAGAUGUAAUUAGACUUCAUUUUAUAAAAAUUGAUAGAGUAAAAAUGUGUCAUUUAUAUAUGAAUCUAUAUGAAUUUUUUUCCCUAACUCCACAUGUUCUUGUGUUUCUUGGUUUUCCUGCAUGCAUUGAAAUAUGUUUUUAAUGCACUCAAUUACAUAUUUUUUAAUACUGGAUAUAUUCUUAAUA